AUGGUCGAGCCGAUUGCGGUUGUCGGGUCCUCUUGUCGGUUCCCUGGGGGCGCUUCUUCUCCAUCCAAACUAUGGCAACUUCUCAAGAAUCCAAGAGACAUCCUUUCCGACAUUCCUCAGGGUCGGCUGGGCUUGGGUGCGUUCUACCACGAGGAUGGCGAGCAUCAUGGCUCGACAAAUGUGGUGGCAAAGGCGUAUCUACUCGAGGAGGACCCUCGGCUGUUCGAUGCUCCGUUCUUCAAUAUAAAUCCCGUCGAGUCACACGCAAUGGAUCCGCAGCAGCGUCUUUUAUUGGAAAGCGUUUAUGAGUGUAUCGAAGCUGCCGGAUACCCGCUGCACAGAAUACAAGGAAGUGCUACAGCCGUCUACGUUGGCUGCAUGACGAAUGAUUAUCACGACAUCCAAGGACGAGAUAUAGAAGUCGUGAAUCGAUACCACGGAACUGGCUCAACUCGCAGCAUUCUUUCCAACCGGAUCAGUUACUAUUUCGACUUCCGGGGCCCGUCGGUCACCAUGGACACAGCUUGCUCUUCCUCCCUGGCUGCGCUUCACUUUGCAGUGCAGUCUCUGCGUUCUGGCGAGUCCACAAGCGCGAUGGUUGGUGGUGUCAACUUGAUUUUUGAUAGCGUCGCGUACAUUUCCGAAUCGAAGCUUCACAUGCUGUCACCAACAUCACGAAGCUCCAUGUGGGAUGCUUCGGCAGACGGGUACGCUCGAGGCGAAGGUGUCUCAGCGCUGAUGUUGAAGACGCUUGCACAGGCGGAGGCCGAUGGGGACCACAUCGAGUGCGUAAUUCGAGAGACCGGCAUGAACCAGGAUGGUAGAACGACAGGCUUGACCAUGCCCAGUGGCGAGGCGCAAGCAACUCUCAUUCGCGAGACAUACGCUCGUGCGGGCCUUGAUUUACGAUCAAGGUGUGAUCGUCCGCAAUAUUUCGAGGCUCACGGGACUGGAACGCUAGCGGGCGAUCCGCAAGAAGCUGGUGGCAUUUACAAUGCAUUUUUCGAAGACUCCACCGGCGAAACCUACGCCGAAGGCGUCGACAACGAAAGACUGUUCUGCGGCUCCAUCAAGACUGUGAUAGGCCAUCUCGAAGGUUGUGCCGGCCUUGCAGGAAUUAUGAAAGCAUCCCUAGCCGUACAACAUGGCAUCAUUCCGCCAAAUAUGCUCUUCACGUCACUGAAUCCAGAUAUCGCGCCGUAUUACCAUCGUCUCCAAGUGCCAACAGAGGCACUCAAAUGGCCUUCAGAUGUUACCCCGAGGCGUGCAAGCGUGAACAGCUUUGGAUUUGGAGGUACUAAUGUUCAUGCCAUCAUCGAGCAGUAUAUCCCCUCUUCUACAACCUCCCCAUGUCGGCAGACCCCAGCUGCCAGCGACUUCUUUGCCGGUCCGUUAUUAUUAUCAGCAUGCACGGGACCCUCACUAGCUACAAGUAUCGACAGUCUAGCUGAUACAUUGGAGGCGGAAACCAUCGAUUUAUCGAUCGAAGAGCUCGCCUUCUUCACCCAAACUCGUCGAAGCACAUUCCAGCAACGUAUUUACUUCCCCGGAGGAAGCAGAGCCGACCUCAUCAAAGCCUUGCGAGACACGACUCGCUCGGCUACUACAGCGUCCAAUAUUGGUACCAGAGCUCCGACGAAAUUGAAGUGGAAGACGCCUGGCGUCUUGGGCGUCUUCACUGGCCAAGGCGCGCAAUGGGCAACAAUGGGCAACAGACUGUUCGAAAGCUGUCAUGCGUUCCGAGAGAGCAUGUCCGCUUGCGAGGCCGCCCUUCGCUCACUACCCGAUGCGCCUAGUUGGUCACUCACAAAAGAGCUACUUCGCGAGCAGUCUGAAUCACGCCUACACGAAGCAGCACUCUCUCAACCUCUUUGCUCAGCUGUCCAGAUAGCUCUGGUAGAUACAUUGGCAGCUGCCGGUAUAACAUUUCGUGGUGUUGUAGGACACUCCUCGGGCGAAAUUGCUGCUUGCUAUGCCGCUGGCCUGCUGUCGGCCGAGGAUGCUAUGCGUGUCGCAUACUACCGCGGACUGCACGCUCACUUUGCGCAGGGCCAGCAGGGGCAGCAGGGUGCCAUGAUGGCCGUCGGUCUGGGCUUUGAUGAUGCUGAGACUUUCUGUGAGCGCUUCGACGGCCGUCUGAGCGUGGCCGCUAGCAACUCUCCUACAUCGAGCACGAUCUCCGGUGACAAGGACGCUAUUCUCGCUGCCAAAGAAUCGCUGGAAGAGCAAAAGACCUUUGCAAGGCUGCUGAAGGUAGAUACUGCCUAUCAUUCAUCCCACAUGCUCCCGAGCGCCAAACCAUACCUGGAUUCGUUGAAGGCAUGCAACAUCCAAGUGCGGCCUCAGAACGAUGAGUGCAUCUGGAUCUCAUCAGUUCAUGGUCACGCUGAGCUUCUCGACGACCCAGAAGAUCUGUCCGAGCUCACUGGCGAAUAUUGGGUAGCCAACAUGUGCCAGCCAGUGUUGUUCUCCGAAGCCGUGGAAUGCUCUUUAUGGCGCGCAGGUCCAUUUGAUGUUGCGAUAGAGGUUGGUGCACAUCCAGCGUUGAAAGGACCUACGAGUCAAACUAUCAGUAACGUACUAGGCGCCAACGCGGUGCCCUAUACCCCAACUCUGCAACGAGGCAGCGAUGACAUCGAGGCAUUCUCAGCGACGCUCGGGUUGUUGUGGACUGUCAUUGGGAAUUGCGUGGACUUCAACGGCUGGAGAGAAGCAUACCUGGGCCGCGAAGGCUCAAAGACCGUGAUACCUCUCAAGAACCUACCGAGUUAUAGCUGGUCUCACGAGCAAGUUUUCUGGAAAGAGAGCCGGCUCUCGCGAAGAUACAGACUCGCGGAGCGAACACCGCAUGAGCUCCUUGGCCGCCGAAUGGCUGAUGACUCGGACAAUGAGAUGCGCUGGCGAAAUAUCAUGAAGGUCACCGAAAUGCCGUGGUUACGAGGCCAUGUGUUUCAAAAAGCCAUCCUGUUCCCCACCAUCGGGUAUGUAGCGAUGGCAAUAGAAGCUGCUUCAGAAAUUGUGGGAUCACGUCUCAAGCUGGUCGAGAUUCGUGAUUUGAUUAUUCCACGUGCUUUGGUACUUGAGGAUAACCACAAUGGAGUUGAGACGAUGUUCUCUGUCCGCCGCCAGCCGGGCCACAGCGAUUUGGUGAUAGAGACAGACUUUGCAUGUCACUCCAGCGUCAACAAUGGCAAUUUGGAGAAGAAUUGUAGCGGACGCCUUAUCAUCGAGCUGGUUCCGGAUCCUGAUGAGGGCGACGGAGAGUCGUUGCCAGCACGAUGUCCUCCACGCUCGGGUACCACAUCGAUGGGCGGCGAAGCGUACUAUCAAGCCAUUUUAUCAACCACUGGCCUAGAUUAUCAGGGUCUUUUCCGGGGCAUGAAGCACAUCCGCCGAUCGCUCGGCUUCUCCAGCGCCCAGGCAUCCUGGCCUGUCGAAGAGGUUGGAAAUCGUUAUCUCUUACAUCCUGGCCUCCUUGACGUGGCUCUCCAGGCCAUCUUAGCAGCCUUUGUCAAUCCCACACGCAUACCGAUACGAGGCUCAUUCUUGCCCUCCGCAUUGUCCCGGCUGGUUUUCGAUCCCCAUGCUCAGACCAUAUCCAAUGAUGGCAGAGAGGUAGUCUUUGAAUCGGAUUGCUUCCUGACAGAAAAUACUGCUCGCUCUUUCGAAGGGGAUAUUCACGUAUUUGGACCUUCGGGACAGUGUUUUCUGCAAGUCGAGGGCUUUAGAAUGGAUAAUUGGGCGGAGACGAGUGCUGCAGAGGAUCGACCGAUAUUCUCUCGUCUCGAAUAUCAGCCAGACCUCUUUUACGCCGACGCUAGCAGCCUUGCCGAGCUUGAUCCCGAUGCCGCUGAACUGCGGCUCAUCGAGGCUAUCAAUCGAGCGUCUUUCUACUAUCUCCGCGCAUUUUUUUCGACAAUAUCCGAAUCGGAAGUCGCAGAAUGGACGUGGGAUCGAAAAGCGUUCUGGAAUGCUACCAUGAGGGUCCUCUAUAGCACCACGGAGGGCAAGCAUCCAGUGGCGCAGAAGUCUUGGCUUGACGAUACAGCUUCUCUUAUGACCGAGUACAAACUGUCGUCCGAGUUCCAGGAUCAAGCCGAUAUGAAAGCUAUUCAUGUAGCGGGAGAGCAUCUUGCCAAGGUCAUGAUAGGAGAGGAACGCCCUCUCGAGGUCUAUCUACGGGAAGACGUCUGGGCGCCGUUAUAUUCACGUGGACGCUACCAGGUCCGACUCAACCGCACCAUAGCUGAGAUUGCUCGUGGCCUCUCUCACCGAUUUCCCAAUGCGAAAUGGCUCGAAGUCGGAGCGGGUAGUGGGGGCACCACAAUUUCGGUGUUGGAGCAUAUUGGUGAAGCUCUCUGUCAAUAUACCUUCACUGACGUUUCAGCGGGCUUCUUCGAGAAAGCACGAGAGCGAGUAGCCCAUACAAAGGCUGCUGCAGCCGAUCGCAUGGCGUAUAAAGUCUUGGAUCUGGAACGAGAUCCAUUGGACCAAGGCUUUGAUCCAGAAUCUCAAGAUGUGGUCAUAGCAGCCAACGUGUUGCAUGCUACAGCCGACUUAAGCAAAGCCGUGAAGAACGUACGCCGUUUGCUGAAGCCCGGCGGCUACCUGCUCAUGUUGGAAGUGACCGGAGAAUACCUUGAAGGUCUGCUUCUGAUGGGCACGCUGGCCGGGUGGUGGCUUGGGAAUCCCGAGGGGAAUGCGAGUCAGCCUGGUCUGACGCUACAAGGAUGGGACGAUCUUUUGCGAGACACUGGAUUCACUGGCGUUGACAAGCAUCAAAGCGAUGUUCCGGACUCUACAACGCAAGCUGUGUCGGUCGUUGUUUCCCAGGCCACCGAUACGAGAGUCGAUAUCCUUCGCCAGCCGCUUGACUUCCUAGACGACAUACCCAUCAGUGAUCAGGUCCUGAUCGUCGGCGGAAAGUCAUUGGCCAUGUCGAAAGUAGCUCGGACGAUCUCUCAGCAAGUAGCUCGCUUUGCUGGACGUGUCGAAGUCGUCGGAAGCAUUGAACAGAUUGACCCCGACAUCCAUCUCACCACCCGGACCGCUGUGAUCGCUUUUUGCGAAUUGGAACGACCCUUCUUCUCCGAUGAGAUUACCGAGACGCGUCUCCAAAAGCUGCAGAGUCUCUUCUCUUCUGCCUCUGAUUUGCUUUGGGUUACGCCCGGCCUUGUUGAUGACCACGGCGAGGCGGCCAUGAUGAUAGGGCUUUGUCGGACGUUAGUGAUCGAGUUGGACCAGCUCAAUCUCCAAUUCCUAAACACCACCACCCGAGGCUCUCGUCCGCCCGACGGUCGUUUUAUUGUCGAAGCGUUUGUGCGUCUGAAGUUGGGCGCUUCCGAUACUUUUGCCGCGUCACCAAUCCUAUGGUCGAAUGAGCCCGAGCUGACACUGACAAGCACGGGAGAGGUCUUGAUUCCACGCUUGAAGCCAGAUGCAUCACGCAACGCCCGGGUAAACUCGGCUGCACGCAAAAUCACCAAAACCUUGAAAGCCAGCGAUAUGGCCUCUCACAAAUGCACGGCAGUUUUUGAUGAUGGCAAGAUCCAUCUCGAAGAAGACUUGCCAUGGUUCCCGGCCGGCCAUUCGGAUCCCGGUGACGUGGUCUCGCUCCAGAGCAUAAUCUCCGUCACUUUGCCGCACUGUUCAUCGGCUGUCCUUGUGUCUGGAGUGGAUGAGGAAAGAAGAGCUGUCCUUGCUGUUGUCCAGGAUCACACUUCCAAGCUAGUUCUGCCCCGCCACUCGGUACUGUACCCGAGAACAGCUGGAGCAGCCAUCACCGCGCACCAGCUCCGAUUUUGCGCUCAGACCAUCCUCGCCCACCACAUACUUGCGGCGAUCCCGCCGCGUGCGUCAUUGCGGGGGUCCCGAGUGCUCGUACACGGUGCUUCUGCAGCUCUCGUGCAGGCUGUAACGGAGUUGGCUGCAGACCAAGGCCAUACAUGUAUCCACUUCUCUCAUUCGUCAGGAGGCAUCUCGGGCUCCGUCCGCCUGCACCCACGAUCAUCCAACUUCAUUCUGCAACGAUCUCUGCCUCCCAAUAUCGGCUUUGUCCUGGCUCUGACCAGAGACGAUGCCGUUAGCACCAAGCUGAUGUCCAUCUUCCCGGGCAAGACGUUGGAGGUGGAUGCAUUGCUCUCCGAGGGAGUACCUUCCCUUCUUGCAGACCUGGAGAGCUUUGUCAAUCGCGCCCUGUCAAGCGUCCAUACCACUGAUGACAAAGAAGGGGCGCCAAUCCCAGCGCAUCGCUUGCCGAAUUUGCCAGCUUCCUCGCUGCGUUACCCUACAGUUGUCGACUGGUCCGGAGCUGACGAAACCCCUUUGCCGAUUACGAUUCGCCCUAUCCAUGGCCGCGGGAUGUUCUCUGCAGACAAGUCGUACCUCAUGGUCUCUUUAGUCUCAACCCUUGGUCGUUCCAUCUGCAAAUGGAUGAUUGAGAACGGCGCGAGACAUAUUGCACUGGCAAGCCGCAGCGGCAAAGUCGACCCUCAAUGGCUGGAAGAGAUGGCUGACCUUGGAGCUCAAGUGCGUGUGUACCGAAUGGAUGUGUCAGAUAAACAGUCUGUGCAGAGUACUGUUGCUACGAUCCGUGCCGAGAUGCCGCCCAUUGCAGGAGUCGCCAACGCCGCCCUCGUGCUUCGAGACCGUCUGUUCCUUGACAUGCAGGCGUCAGACAUGACGGAAGUUCUUGCGCCCAAGGUGGAUGGAUCGUUACAUUUGUCCGAGGAGUUUCAGGACCCAACACUCGAUUUUUUCAUCCUGUUUUCAACUCUAUCUUGUGUGAUUGGCAACGCAGGACAAUCCAACUACGACGCAGCGUCUCUCUAUCAAGUCAUGUUGGCCAAACGUCGCCGACAGCAAGGACUUCCUGCGUGUGUAAUGGAAAUUGGUGCCGUAGCAGACGUCGGAUACGUUGCUGAACGUGGUCAAGCCUUGUUUGACAAGCUGGCACGUACCAUGAAGCUUCCGCUCUCCGAGUCUGACGUCCAUCAAAUCUUUGCCGAGGCCGUCGCAGCGAGUCGAAUUCGGCCGGAUGAAGAGGUGGAUUCUACUACCGCUGAGCUUGUGACUGGAAUGGGGUACUACAACUAUACUCGCAAUACCCCAAUCGAGGCCCACCCCCCCUGGUUCAACAAUCUGCUUGCCUCGCACUACGUCAGGGAAGAACGCGGAUCGAACAUACUAGCCGCAGACACAGCGGGCGACCAUCUUUCCGUGGCUGCUCGACUCGAUGCGACUACGUCAGAAGAGGCAGCCGUUGCUGUGCUUACUCAAGCGCUGGCGGAUAGAGUGGAGAGGAUGUUGCAAAUGUCGAGUGGAAGCUUCAAGACUGACGCAUCCUUGCUUGAUGCUUCGAUCGACUCGCUCCUUGCCGUCGAGCUGCGUACCUGGUUCUUGAAAGAGAUACACGUGGAUGUACCUGUCCUCAAAAUCCUCAGCGGAGAAAGCGGCGAGGGUAUCUGUACUUUUGCCGCUAGUCAGUAUCUCGCAGAGCAGACCAAAGUGCGCACCGAAGCGCUCAAGGCAGAGCCCACCUCAUCGGGAACAGAUUCGCGACGGGGACCAACAAGCACUUCUUCUUCUGAUGCUGAGUCAUCUUCACCUGAUUCCAAUGGCAAUGACGUGGAUGAUUCGACGAGCUUGAGCACGAUUGGAUCCGAAUGCAAAGAGGAAACUGAAGAGGAAGAUUUGCCACAGACACUUCUCCAAAAUACCGCGGCCAUGACGCACUCCCAGGCACGGUGAGUCCCGAACUGCAUUCAUUACAGCGUCUUCGCGCACCGCAAACUUACCUCGACAACUAAUAUCGCUGAUUUUGCACUGCCCGGCUCGUUGUUAUUAUGGUUUGAUGUUCGAGGACGCUGUACGCUAGAUUGAAAAUGAAAUUUACCUUGCUGACGAGUCGCAUGUGUUCGCUGUAGAUUGUGGAUCGCCGACCACAUCUCAUCAAGUCACUCUCAGAAUAACAAUCUGCUUACCUAUGAUGUCCACGGAGUUCUUCACGUCGCCCGUCUCCGCCGUGCAGUUGCGAUGGUCGUCGCCCAUCAUCCAGGACUACAUACUUGCUUUCUCCGGGAUGCGUCAAACGCACUGCGCCAAGGCCUUCUCAAAUCUCCUGUAGAUUGCUUCAGACACAUUACAACAUCCGUUGAAAGUAGCGAGGAUGCUGAAAUAGCGAGAGCAGUGCGAGAAGACCUACGUACGCGAAAGUGGCGACUGCCGCAGGGCCAUGCCCUCGAGAUUGUCUUGAUAUCCCAUUCGACCAACGAACAUACGCUGUUGAUCGGCUAUCAUCACAUCAUCAUGGACGGAACAUCCUGGCGCACGUUCUUCCGAGACCUACACAUGGCCUAUCAAGGAGCAGCUCUACAAGCUCCGGGCAAGUCGUUGAUGGACGUUGCCAAUCACGACAUUUCAGACGCCGCGGAUAGCGUAAACACCUUCUGGCUGCAAGAGCUAUCGCCGCUUCCUGAGCCUUUUCCCCUUCUCCCAUUUGCAUCUGCUCAGUCACGCCCUCCCCUUGACAAGGUCUCCAAUCACAGCAGCCUCGUACCGUUGGAUGGGACAAUAGCGGAGCGUAUCAAAGAGAUCAGUCGAGCUCUUGGUGUCACCCCCGUUAACCUUUACUUGGCCGCGGUGCAGUACCUCCUGACCCGUAUAGCCGAUACGGAUGAUAUUUGCAUUGGGGUGACAGACCCUGGGCGUGAUUCCGAGACUGCUGAGAGCAUUGGCUUCUUCCUCAACUUGUUACCAUUACAUCUUAGAGCCAACGAGGCCAUUUCCUUCGGACAAUUGGUACAGCGGGUCAACAAGACCUAUCGAGGCGCUCGAGAGCACGCAGAUGUCCCCUUCGAUACGAUACUGGACAAAUUGGGCGUCAGCCGCGAUCCGACAUAUACACCUCUCUUCCAGGUCGGCUUCGACGUCCGUCACGGGCAGUCUGCAGGAAUGCCUCUCGGAAACUGCCAAAUGCAAAUUCGGGAAUCUGUCGACUCGGCACUGAUGUACGACAUCACGUUCUGCGUCAUACCAAUGUCUGCUCCUGGACCGUCUUACAUCCAAGUCCUUACUCGGUCCGACCUGUACUCGCAAGAGGCCACCGUGUUGCUGACUCAAAUGUAUACCACGCUUCUCGAGAGUGCGGUCCAAGGGUCUACCGUGGAUGCUCCUCUGAAUCGUCUUCAGAUAUAUCCUCGCACUGGCAUUCAGAAAGCUCUGGAGUAUGGCGCACCAAAGCCAAAGAAAUUCGUCGGCUGGCCUUCUACCAUUACGGAACGAGUAGAAGGAGUGUGUCGAGACUUUCCGGCUACCACUGCAAUCACAGAUUCCCAGAGCUCCAUGACCUACGAGGGAUUAAGCAGCGCCAUUGCGUCCCUGUGCGUGCGCAUUGUUCCUUACCGAAGUGGCCGGAUCGCCGUUCUCUGCGAGCCUCAGCGAGAUUGGGUAGUCUCGAUGUUGGCGACGUUCCGCAUCGGCGCAACAUUUGUGCCUCUCGAUUCAACGCUGCCUCCUGCGCGACUUGUAUCCAUUCUUCGUGCUUGCAAGCCAAGCCUCAUUUUGUGCCAUCAUCCGACCGCCGCUCUGGCCUCUCGGAUCAUCCUCGAGUCUCAGUUGGCGGUCCAGGCUUUCCAUUUCGAAGACACGCCUACGAACGCCGCCACCGCCGACAACAUCGGAAACCUCGAAGAUCCCAGCCUGGCAUCCCUCAUCCUUUGCACGAGUGGCACAUCGGGUGUUCCCAAGGCAACCUUACUCUCUUCCAUGGGUAUUCUCAACUUCCUUGCCAACCAAGGUGAGCUUCAGAAUAUACGGCCAGGCGAAGUUGUCUUGCAAAAGAGCAAUCUCGGUUUCGACAUGGCGUUUUCUGAAUCUCUGCUUGCGCUUACGCAUGGAUGUACACUGGUCAUUGCACCACAAGCAAGUCGGGGAGAUCCCGUGGCUAUCAGCAGUUUGAUGGCCCUGCAAAACGUCAACAUUACUCUGGCAUGUCCAACUGAGUACCUUAUGUGGCUCAGAUACAGCAGUGACGCUCUCUCUCGUUUGUCCGAGUGGCGUCUGGCGUUAUCAGGAGGCGAGAAAGUCCCCGAAGCUCUGCGAAGGGAAAUGCGAAAUCUCCCUUCCCCUCCUGUCUUCCAAGACGCCUACGGACCGACGGAAAUUUCUAUUUGUGCGACCAUGCAGCACGACGAAACACCCUUGGCAGAGUAUCCUCUGACGGCAAGUGCGACAUCGGUCGGUCGUCCGCUUUACAAUGUUGGCAUCUUCAUUGUCGAUGCUCAGGGCUCACUCUGCCCACCUGGAGUUCCAGGAGAGAUAUGUGUUAGCGGAGUAGGGGUCGCUCUUGGAUACGUGGAUGCGAGUGCUACUGCGAAGUCAUUCAUUGAAAACUUUGAAGUCGAUUGUGAAGGUGGAGCGACACGCUCUGAAGGACGGGUGUACAAAACUGGCGACAGAGGCGUCUGGAGAGAAGACGGCACGUUGGGCUACCUGAGUCGAAUGAGCAGUGAUACUGUCGUCAAAAUCCGCGGCUUGAGGGUGGACUUGACUGAUGUUGAGAAUGCAAUCCUCACGCACGGUUCAGACAUGAUCUUCGAGACUGUGGUCGCGCUACAUCAGCAGGAAGACGACUCGUAUCUUGUCGCAUUCGUGGUGCCGCGACUCCAUAGCAAUGCUGCUCCAGCAUCCAGUCAUGAACGGGAAGAGGAAAAUCCGAAGCACGACCAAGUCGAAGCUUCGUCGGAAGACCUGAUGCAGCGAUUGCCCCUUCCACGACACAUGAAGCCUAGCCGUGUUGUAGUAUUGACCGAAAUGCCUCUGUCGGCGAACGGGAAAGUGGACCGCCGACAAUUGGCCCAGGCUCCAUUGCCGCCACGGGGAAGCGCUAUCCAGCAGCAUAGUGACCCAGCCAACAUGAAUACACUGAUACAGGUCCAGCUUCAUCUCCUGUGGGAGCGUGUGCUUGAUCGCACUGAUAUUCCCCGGCGGACCGAUGUCGAUUUCUGGGCCAUGGGCGGGUCGUCUCUGCGUUUGGUGAAACUACAAACAGCUAUCCGGACGGAGAUGCUUCUCAAUGUGUCUAUACGGGAUAUGUUCCAGCACAGUACGAUUGGCGGUAUGGCAGAUCUUAUCGCCGACCAAGCAACGCAUCGGCCUGCUCAUCAGCCAAUCCGAUGGGACCAAGAGACGAGACUCACCGAUGAUUUGAGAAAAGCCCUCAUUUCACCGCCCUCGGGCGAGGUGCCUUCGCCAGGCAUGGUAUCUUGUAGUGAGAUUCUCUUGACGGGCGCAGAUUCCUUCCUUGGUGGCCAUAUCUUGCAACAUCUGCUUCGCAAUGAUUCGAUACGCCGUGUUCACUGCAUCGCGGUGCCUUCGUCUGCAAACCUCCCGGCCGAGGGACUAGAGCGGAUCACGAUCUACGAAGGGGCUCUUCAUAGGCAGAGCUUUGGCCUAGAGGAAGAAGUGAUCGCAAGGCUUACCGAGAAGGUUGACCGCAUCAUCAUUGCCGGAAGCCAUGGCCACUGCUUGAACAAUUAUGCCUCUCUCCGCCAACCGAACGUCACGAGUACGAAAUGGCUAGCGACUUGGGCAUCUCGGCGGCGUAUCCCGCUGCACUUCAUCUCAUCCAGCCGGGUUACACUUCUCCCCGAGAACUCGCAAGCAGCCCUGCCGCCCAUUAGUGUCAAGGAGCAUCAGCCGCCACUUGACGGCUCGGACGGGUUCACGGCAUCCAGAUGGGCCAGCGAGGUUGUUCUGGAACAUGUGGCAGCAGAAGCUAGCAAUAGCGGGCCGGGGUUUCCUAUCACUAUCCAUCGUCCCUGCGCACUCGUCGGUAGCGAAGCUCCUUCCGAGGAUGCGCUCAACGCCGUUCUCAAAUGCUCGUACCUCAUGAGCGCCGUACCGCAGCUCUCCAGAUUGCCAGUGUCUGGAUACUUCGACUUCGCACCCGUCGAAGAUGUCGCAGCAGAGAUCGCUACUGCUGUCGCAGCCUUGGAGCAACCAGCCUGUCUUCGCUUCCGUCACUACAGCGGAGGUACCAAAGUGCCACCGAGUGAGUUUCAGGGAUAUAUGGCAAAAGUGUAUGGCAAGGAAUUUGUGGAGCUUGAGUUCGAUGAGUGGGUUGCCAGGGCUCUUGACGUUGGCAUGGAGCCGAUGAUUGGCGUGUAUCUGCGGACGAUCGUUGAGAGUGGUAAGGAGAUGGUGUUUCCGUUCAUGGGAUCACCGGCGAAGUCUUGA
This is a messenger RNA of Lecanosticta acicola, 12237 nucleotides long. The record is from the annotation of a GenBank genome assembly. Lineage: Eukaryota; Fungi; Ascomycota; Dothideomycetes; Mycosphaerellales; Mycosphaerellaceae.